CGGAGCACCCAGAUUGCAUGUGUGAAUGCAGAGAUUUGUGAGACAUCGCAUUUAGACAGAGAUCUGUGAGACAUUGCAUUUAGACAGUGAGAGUUCCCCAAGAUGGUUGCCGAGAUGGCCACAGUGGAGAAGGUCGCCGAGGGUGUGAAGUUCCAAGAGUCUGAACUACCAAUUGACAUCAUCUAUUCCAAGCUUGCGGAAUGGCUUGUCGAUCGGAAGAAGAUUCCUGCGGAGUGGAGAAAGCGGUUAGGAGUUAUACAGCAGAAGAAGGUGCAGGCUUUGGCAUCGCUGCCAAGAGAUGUGGACACCCGGCUACUCACUUGCACGGAAGAAACAACCGGAUAUUUGGAAAGCAAGCAAAUUCGCGAUAUCCUGGCAGCUAGCAAGCCCGAGGCCAGAACACUGUUCGGAAGAUUGUCAGGAGCUGCGGGUACGUGGGAUGAGAUUGUGCGGCUGUAUGAGCGAGACAGUGUUUACUUAGGCGAGGCGGCGCAUAUUAUGGUCCAGAAUACGAACUAUGAAAUACCGUAUUUACGAAGACAGAUUGCGAAGUGGAAGCAUCAGCUUGCAGAUCUGGACAGAAAAGAAGCAGACUAUCGACGUAACGCUGCAGCAUCUGCUCAGAAGUUCCAACAAACUUGUGAGGAGCUCGGAAUUCAGGGGCGAGAUGUCAAAAAGGAGUUGUUAGAGUUGACCCUUCACUUGCCAGAUACGUUCAAGGAUGUUUCUGAUGCAGUGUGCGAUUCGAAAGUUAAGCAGGCCGUCGACUACUAUCGGUCGUUUGUUGCUUAUGCGCACACAGAAUCAGGUGCAGAGCCACCGGUUGUGGUCCACACGGUUGUUGAGCUCCAGUCCAGGCCCCCAGAACCAGCUGAGCUGUCGGCGAUCGGCAGGAUGUUCCUUGCGAAGGCAACGGCAAAAGCGUACGGUAAAGAAGAUCAGAACAGGCCAUUAAAUGGAACUGGUGAAAAGGUGUGCGAUUCAGAUGGUGUAGCGCCACCGUCAAUCAACUGGGACAUUGGCUCUGUUGAUCCUGCGGCAGAGCUCGGUUCGUCCACUGAUGACAAGCCUGUAGAAAUCAGCUGGGAUAUUGGUGAACUGGACUUGAAUCAGGAACCGCCUGAUGAUUUGCAAGUUGAAGGUGACACUAUUGCCAGUGGGACUCGGGAAGUGGCGGGUGUUGUACAUAGCAUUGAGGACCAAGAGCAGCAGAUGACGACGGAACAUGAGAUUCAGUGGGACAUCGAUGUGACAGAUACCGCACUUGCUGCACCGCUGGAGAUUGACUGGGACAUUGGAAUUGUGGUGCCUGAAGGGAUCGAUGGUGAUGGUGUCAGUGCUCUCCAAGCUUUAGGUAAUGAAGCUGACGGUGCUGGUACGGGAGAAGUUGAUGGAGUCGCAAGGGAUGAAACUCUACCUCAUGCGCUGUCAACUGUGGAGUAUAGGAACAUGCUCGUCAAUGAUCUCUUCGAGCUGAGUGCCUUUUUGCGACAGCGAAAAUUGGAACUAAGCAGCUCAAAUGGGUCAGCUAUGCUGGAUCAGUUACAAGUUAGCGCACCUGUGGAGGUGCAGCAGCACGGAAUCGCGUCUCUUGAGGUCAUGGACCAGGGAGUUUCUAAUGCCUUGAAGUUGCUUACUUCGGAUAAAACGCGCAACUUGAUCAUGCUGGCAACAUCAACUAGAUUUUUGGAACGGCUUGAGAAAUCAGUGCUAGACAAGAAAGCCAGUCAACGGAAACUUCUGGAGAGUGUGGGUGAGAUUGAGAAGAAGCGUGGGGAAGUUCACAACUUGCUGAAUGCAACAUGGCCCAAGCAUGAUGCUGUUCUGACUCGUACUCGGGAGCUGAAGCAUCUGGUGGAGAAAACGAUAUCAUCGCAGUAUGCAGGGAGGCCUGUCCAUAUCAUUGGUGAAAUAAAUAACGUAUUGGGGUGAGGUUAAGGCUGCUGAUGGGAUGUUCAUAAGCAGGAAAAGGGUGUAUGCGAAAUAGCAACUUGGUGUGACCUUAAGGCUGCUGAUGGAACAGUUGUAUGGAUGUAAAAUUCAGCUGGUGGAGUAUCCCACCCUUCCAAGCACUAAGACGUUUCGACAGUCGAUGUUUGUUGGUUCCAUGUUUUGCCUCGUACUGUAUGUUCUGAAGGGAGCGUGCGUGUGUGUGUGCGCGCGUGUGUGUGUGGGUGCGCAUGUGCGUGUGCGUGUGAGUGUGUGCAUGUGCGUGUGUGCGUGUGUGUGCGUGUGUGUGCGUGUGCGUGUGUGCGUGUGCGUGUGCAUGUGCGUGCAUUUGUGUGUGCGUUUGUGUGUGUGUGUGUGUGUGUGCAUGUGCGUGUGUGUGUGUGUGUGUAGCAUGUGUGUGUCACACGAGUUUCGUACAAGCACGACACAUCAUACCCGCACUACUCCGACUGACUACGUCAGCACACUGUGAGCAGGAUAUAAAAAGCGUGGGAGGCGAUUUUCCACAGCAGCAGGGUAAAACCAUUCGCGUGUCCACUUGUGGUGAGGGUAAAGACGAGGCCGUUUUUUAAGACGAAGUUUUGCCAAUUAAGC
Molecule: messenger RNA, 2544 nt
Organism: Chara braunii
Lineage: Eukaryota; Viridiplantae; Streptophyta; Charophyceae; Charales; Characeae
Source: the annotation of a GenBank genome assembly